CUUUGACUAACCACUUCAUGUUCGUAUCUGCCGUCUUUGACAUUUACUCAACUAUGCACUUACUGAUGCAAUUUUCGAUGUUAAAACGACUACUGCCAAUCAAUUUCUAAUAUUAUCGACCAUGAAAUUCAAUUUUGCCUGGAUUUUUGCUUGAUUAAAGUGUUCUCUAUGAAAAUGGAUCGUAUACCUAUGAGAUAUCAUUAUAUUUUAGCUAUCAUGUUUGUUAUUCUAUGGAUGUAUAUUUUAUAUCAAAUUAAAAUCUCAUCAUUAAUUGUUUUGAAUGCUGAAUUCGAUGGAAUCUGUGAGUACAAAACAAAGCCUAUCCAUAAGCCGUAUUAUAAUUUCCUUAAUGAAUCUAUAAAUAUUGCAAUGUUGUUGGCUGGUGGUAUUGACAAUAGUCAUCAAGCUGAAACUUUGAUCAAAUCACUACUAUUCAAUCAGAAAAGAUGGUAUAAAUCAAAGGAUGGAUGUUGUACUUUCACGCAUUUCCCACAUUUCUACACAGAUUGGCUAACAAUGGUUAAUAGGGUUCAUCCCCAAGUGGAUAAUGAUCAAAGAUUAUCACUUGUCUUUCAUUUCAUUGUUGAUCAUCAAGCCCAUAAAUUUAUACUUGAAUUAAUGACUGACUGGAAUUUGGAGGGGAUAACUACUCAAUUUUAUGAGAUUGAAAAAUAUGAAAAACAAAUAAAGUCGUUCAAAUCUGGACACUAUUCUGGACAUAGAAGUUAUCUUAAACUAUUGAUUACUCAAAUUUUACCAGCAAAUGUUAACAAGGUUAUUCUACUGGAUUCCGACAUUCUACUAAAUGAUGAUAUUACAAAUCUUUGGAGGUUAUUUGAUGAAUUCAAUCAAGAUCAGUGUAUCGGGAUUGUGGCUGAACAAAAUCCAACGUUUUACUACAAUAUGGGACAACAAUUUUGGCCUAAAUUGGGUUUUGGUUACAAUGCCGGACUCCUGCUAAUCGAUUUGUCUAAACUUCGGGCACGCCAGUGGAAUAGACUCUGGUUGAAAAUUGCAUUUAAUCUCAUGAAACAGAAGAGAAUCUUACCAACUGCUGAACAGGAUGUUAUAAAUGCUGUACUCAAUCAAAAUAAAAGAUGGCUUUAUAAGUUACCAUGUGAAUGGAAUAUUCAGUUGAGUGCAUUCUCAUUGCGUGAACGGUGUCCUGUUAUCUGGAAAUUUGUGUUGAAUACAAAAGAUAAACGAGUAGAAAAUGAACAGAAAACGAUUCCUUUAAGUUAUCCCACUGCUAAACUGCUACAUUUCAAUGCACAUGUGAAACCAGAAUAUUUUUUUCCAACCCCAUUACGAUUCCCUUCAGCUAUUGAUAAAUGGAAUGGGUACUAUUCAAGUAUCCCAAACUUUAAUCGGUUGGACCUAAAAUGGCUGAACCAACUGUCCAUCGUUCAUAUCCAACUGUGACUUAGUUUUUCAGUAAACCUAUAGAAUUAUCACGUUACCAUGAAUGGUGAGAAUUAUUUCCUUACUCAUCAUUAUCAUUAUCAACAUCUAUAUUUUCAGAACAUAAUGUGAUUUGGAAUGUCAGGAAGAGAAUGCUUUUCGAAAUGUUAUUAACUUUUCUUCUGAUCGAUUUUACAACGGAUGCACUCAAGAUCAUAUCAACGCCGUUCAAGGAAGAAAAAAUUCUAUAGUUCCAUUGUAUUUCGAUUAUCACAGAGAGUGUGUCAAUACCAUUUCCUUUAUUGCUGACGAGUAGUACUAACUUUGCAGUUUCUGUU
Messenger RNA from Heterobilharzia americana, 1739 nucleotides. Lineage: Eukaryota; Metazoa; Platyhelminthes; Trematoda; Strigeidida; Schistosomatidae. The record is from the annotation of a GenBank genome assembly.